AUGGGACUUGACAAUCUCCAAGAACUGGUAGCACAAGGACCAUCAGAACUUCGAAUUGAUGUUUCGGCCCUGGGUGGCUCUGAAGGUUAUGAGAUUUUUCAGGAUUUUAGCAUAUCACCUGGCCCAGGUUACACGUUGAACAUUGCAUUGGGAACAGGAACACUAGGAGACAGUACUGCAGAUGGACUGUCAUUUAACAACAAUGGGAAUUUCAGUACCUUUGAUCGAGACAUGGACUUGACAUCUUCAAGCUGUGCUUCAAACAAUAAAGGAGCGUGGUGGUAUACCAGCUGCAUGUAUGUUCAUCUUAAUGGGCAAUAUUGUACUCCAGGCACAACAAGUUGUGGCUACAGUGGAAUAAUUUAUGAGAAGUUUUUGGGUCUUGAGUCCUUACUCACAUCUCGUAUGAUGUUCCGUAGGGUAUAAACAUAUAUUUGUGUUGUCCAAAAACAUGUAUAGUGUCUUAAUACUUAGAUGUUAAUUUGCAGUUGCUGUUAUUAGCUAAUGCAAGAGCUAUCAAAUUAAAUAGAUCGGCAACUUGAAAGGCAUAUAGAGCAAAUCUCGCGAGAAGAAACAUGACAACUGAAUGAGAUCUCGUUCACCGGAAGUGACGCGUUCUCCAACAUGUAUUUUAAAUGUAGCUUAGUUAAAGGUACAAACUCCAUGCUCGUCGAUGUUUGUUUUUACUAAGAUAACACUGAUUCACGCUCUGACACGAGAUCACGCGAGAUAACAGUCAGUUGUUGUUCUUUGAAUUUUGUACUUCUUUGGGUAAUGCUUCCUCCAAAAACAAUGCGACUGUGUUCAAAUCGUUGGAAUCUACCAUACAUUUAUCGUUUUAUUUGAAUCCUUUUGUCUUGAGGAAAUACUACAAAUGUUUUGUUAGUAGUACUUAGGUAGAUGCAAAAUGUUGUUAUUACUUUUCCAAUUACACAAGCUUGAAUUGAAUGGCUAUGCAAGAUGUUAUAUCAUUAAACCAUUUUAUGAAUGUGUAGUUCACUUCCUGCAUAUUUCAGAGAUACCAAACAAUAAGCAAUGUUUUUAUAG
Molecule: messenger RNA, 1047 nt
Organism: Mercenaria mercenaria
Lineage: Eukaryota; Metazoa; Mollusca; Bivalvia; Venerida; Veneridae
Product: microfibril-associated glycoprotein 4-like
Exons: 3
Coding region: 1-426 (141 amino acids)
Source: RefSeq, a predicted model, not a curated record